Molecule: messenger RNA, 2127 nt
Organism: Spinacia oleracea (spinach)
Lineage: Eukaryota; Viridiplantae; Streptophyta; Magnoliopsida; Caryophyllales; Amaranthaceae
Product: transcription factor MYB83
Exons: 3
Coding region: 277-1674 (465 amino acids)
Source: RefSeq, a predicted model, not a curated record
AAAAAAUAAUUAAAAAAAAUUGUAUAAACUAUAGUGCGAAAUAAGGAAGAAGAAAGUAAAAGGUUUAGUUUUGUAACGUCUUCUCUCCUCUCUCAAGAAUGAGAGGAGAGGAUUUGGUUCUUCACAUGUAAAUUUUGACAAAUAAAUUAUGAAUUAGAUGUAGGCUAACCAAAAAGUAUGAGAACAAAUAGAAAAAGGUGAAAAAAGAAGAAUAAACCCAAAUAUAAUAAAGAAGAGAUAUUUGGAGUUGUAUAUCCUUAAAUUGAUAGAGGUCAUAUGCCUAGGAUGAUAACACAGAAUGAUGGAUUUUCGAAUCAUCAUCAACAUACAUUUUCAUCAUCCAGGAAAAAGGGUAUCAUUAGAAGUUGUCGGAAAUGUGGCAAUGGAGAUGGACAUGAAAAUAUUAGUGGCUAUAGAGGAGGAAUUAACAAUGAGCGCAUAUUUAAAAGAGGGCCAUGGACUGCUGAGGAGGAUGCUUUAUUAAUUGAGUAUGUUAAAAAACAUGGAGAAAGACAUUGGAAUUGUGUGCAAAACACCGGUUUAAUAAGAUGUGGAAAAAGUUGUCGACUUCGGUGGACAAAUCAUUUACGCCCUGAUCUUAAAAAGGGUGCGUUCUCUCCCGAAGAAGAGAGAAUUGUUCUCGAACUACAUUCUAAGCUUGGCAACAAAUGGUCAAAAAUCGCAGCUGAGUUGCCAGGAAGAACAGACAACGAGGUGAAGAAUUUUUGGAACACAAAAAUUAAAAGGAGAAUGAAAAUUGAAGCAUCAAUAUUAAAUUCAGACGGAGACGGAAACAACCAAAAACUAAUUGGAAAUUUUGAUUAUCAUUUCCAACACCGAAAGAAUAAACUAGCUCAUCUAGAUCUUCAUCCAGAUUUAUCAAUUUCAAUUCCUAAUAAUUCGUAUACUUCACAGUAUUCUCUUUCACCCUUCUCAACACCAAUAUCAUUUCCAUUUCCAUUUCCAUUUCCCAACUCUCAUUCAAAUCUGAAUAGUUUAUCUAAUCCGAAUUUCAAUAUUAUAAACACAACCAGCAUUGGCGAUCCAAUUUUAUCGUUCCUCAAUAAUCCAACUUAUAAAUUUAAACUUAUACUUGAAGAUGAAGCAAAGCGUAAUGAUGCGGAUAAUUUUAAUAUAACUUUUCCCUUGAUUCCUAAGACACCCAUGACACCGAAUCCCAACGAUACAGUUAUCGCCAACCACACUCAUCUAAACAAUUCAUUAAAUGCACCAAAUAACAUGUUCUUUGAGAACCGUGAUCAUGAUAUUAUGUUCACAACUAAUAGUUUACAACAUCCUCUACAACAAAUGACUCACAAUGAACACUCUCUUGCAACACCCCCUUCAAGUGUUAUUACUUGUACAAGCAAUAGAUUAAACAACAUUUACACUUCAUGGUCGGUUGGUAACAACUCGGAAGAAGAGAAUUCAUCAAUUAUCGAUCAAGGUAAGUCAAGCACUGAUAUGGAUCGGAAUGGAAUGGAUAAAGAGAUAGAGAUCACCAUGCUGUCAUUAGAUAAUGACAUGCUUAAUUCGGAUGAACAAAGCCCUAAACUGUUCUCUAUAGGAGUGAAGAAAACGGAAAAAGAACCAUGCGAGGAAACUAUGUCCAUGGAUGAUGAUCUUUCAAGUCUUCUAUAUGAUUUUUCUAUUCCCAACUCACCUAUCCUCUAAUAUGAUAUUAUGAUAAGUUUAUGUCUUCCACUACUACAACAACACUUUCUUCUAUUGUUGGAGUAGUGUAUCAUGUAUAUUAUAUUGUAAAACUUUCACCCUAUUAACUUACUAACACAUAUUCAUAUCACUAAAUUUUGAACUUUUUAAUUAAUUUUAUUUGUUUCAAGGGGCCACGAGAGGGGCAUAUUGAAGUACAUAGUAUAAGAAUUUUUUUACAUCGAAUUUUUUUACAUCAAGUGAUGGUUUGAACAGAUUAUGUAAUAUGUUAUACAAUUAACUCCAAAAGAACUCAAUAUGUCUUAUUGUAGAACCAGAAUCUACAAGAUUAGAUACAUGAUGAUCGCAAUGAUCUUCCUACAAAAUUUCUAAGAUAUUAUGCUCGACGUCUACCACCAUUGAAAUUCAUUCGGCCGAGUAAAAGAUAAUAUAUAUAUACGAAUUAUUGCUUCU